AUGACGCAGUGGUCCUCUUUUUACUUCACACACCCAACAUCGUAUUAUCCUGCACCCUCGACACAAAUUCACUUUCAAGAUUUUCCAAGGAUGACCCAACAAAACCUGCCUGUCAUGAGUUCAGCUCACCAAGAUCUGAUGAGAAACUGGGCAAACACACACAGUAAGUGUAUUAGACAAUGCACCAUCCGACAAGAAACCACCAAGUAUAAGGCUGGCACUCUUCCUCUGAACAUGUAUCAGACUGCUAUCCACCGGGGAGAAUGGCUAGAGUUUGCACCAGUUAAAAGAGUAGAACCCGAAUUUUUAAAGGAAGAGGGAAGAAAAGGCGCGCCUACAUCGGGGGACCCAGGAGACGAUCAGCUCUCCGAAUAUGAUGACAACUCCUCCGACAACGACUCUGAUAAUUUUGGAGUGGAGGAAGAUGGUGCCACUCGUGAUAUGCAGAACGAGGAACUCGGUUGCCUUUUUGCAUCAUGCAGAAUGCAACGUGAAGGAAUAGUGAAAAAACAAACAAGGCUUUGCUUUGGACGUAAUUUUUCAAAAUGAAACGGUAUGUAACUUUUGUUUAAGGAAAAACGUUUUCCUUUUUUUCCAUGAAACGUGAAAUGCCUAUUUUAUUUUUCGUGAAUUGUGAAAGGACCGUUUUAUUUUUCGUGAAACGUGAUCUAGACCCCCCCUUCCUUUACACCCUGCUGAGUGGCAUCUCCAAAGCUUAUGAUGUCUAUUUUUGGCUGGGGAUGGCAGACUCAACAAAUGGAAGACAAGGUGAUUAAUAUGGUUGAGAUCAAGUCGUCAAGAAAUUUGUUACAAUUUUGUGCCUUAGCAUUUUGUAUUACAUGAACUUCAUUUCUAUCUCUGUUUGCAAUUGUAUUUACCAAGUGAAAAAUAGAACAAAUAACUAUUCAGAUUGUAAGUACAUAAAUUUAUGUUAAAUAAGACAUGUAAAACUGUACAUGUAUGGCUGCCAUUUUUAGUUAAAGAGAGGUGAUCGAAAGAGGGGUUUUUGUGUCUUAUCUAGGGUACAACAUAUAAUCUUUUGUUGAGGAAUUUUUCUAAUCUCACCUGCGAGGCAAUCCACAAGAACUGGAUUCAGAGGUGCUGUUGAGGGGACAACAACAAACACCUCACAAUUCUUAUUGUGGUCCCCAAAUUUUUGUUUCAUUGCAAAGAAAUACAAAAUCGUCCAUAUCAAAGGUACAUGUAUCAUGUAGUGAUAAACUUCCAAAUUAUCUAUAAACUAAUAAUGGUCAUUGCCUAACUAUCAGUGCAUAUUAAGUAGUCGAGUCUAUGGUCAAUUAAGCGUUUGAUCACGUUGAAGAACUCCGUUAUUAUUUCUUUUUUUCAUUUAUAUAAAAUCAAUUUUUUUAGUGCAUAGAAACUGUAGACAAAAGCGAUGGAUUGUCUUACUGAUCAAAAGCUUGCACCUUCAAAAAAUAUACAUUAUAAAGAAUAUAGGUAAAUUGGAAACUAGUCAAAGGGCAACCAGGUGACGUGGCAUCUUGAUUAAUGUAAUAAAUCACUACAUGUAUAUAAAUUAAUUGACAUUUUGAACUGUUUUCUUCACAGACCAUGACUAGCUUAUAAUAUUUUCUGCAACUAAACAGCAUAGUUUACACGUCAUUUUAAUUUCCUCCAAAACAACUUAUUACAUAAACAUCAGGAAAUGUAAUUUCACGACCACAGUGAAUUAACAAGAGAAUCCAGUAAAGAAAGGAUGAUAAGGAUUGUAAGUCAGUUUCCUUUAUGCAAUUACAGGGCAGUCCCUUGAAGAUAUCAGAGGAAUGACAGAAGCAACAGAGAGGGGAGAGGCAGCCCUGGUCUCAUUAAGAUCUGACCGGUUUGUUGAUGAUCAUUGUUAGUGUCGUUAUUAUUGUUAUUGUUCUAAUUAUCUGUGACAGUGUCAAAAGCUCAAGUUUACAAACAUACAUGUACAUCUAGUAAGAAGAUGUAAUGGUUGGUACAGCUAUAGUCACUGGAGAAGUUUGAUUCCAUUUACAACCCAGAGUUAAUGAUAUUUGUCAAGAGUAAUUUUUAUCUCAUCCUUAUGACAGCUGUGACAGCAAAUAUCAGAGGAGAGACCUUCUCCUGCAACAGAAGAUGGAACUGGACGAAUCGAUGAGAAGGGACAGAGAAUAAGGUUAAUUCAAUGAAAUAGCUUCUUUUGAAAUUUUUAUCACCUCUUAGUUCCAGCUAGAGCAUGAAUACAUAUAGUAAUCAGUUCUUCAGCUAUAUAAUUGCACAAACGAUUGUUACAUUUACCUAUUGUUUAGUCUCAUAUAAUAGGGACCUUAAGCAAGGUCGACGAGAAGCCCUGAGAACGACAACCGCAAGUGAAAAUACCACUUAGCGCACUACUGCGCAUGCUUCACUCAUAAUCCACGUGAAGUUGCGAACCAGGCCGAACGUUGUGAGAUUGUGAGUAUAAAUUUAUGUAUUUUCAUCUUGUUUAGGAAGAGAAUUUAUGUUUGGCUUUUGAAAUGAAAGUUAGAUAUUCCUUAGUUUCUAAUCUUUGCACAGUAUUGAAUCUUACUAUGAUUUUGAAACAUUGCCAAUGAAAUCACAUUAUGGGAUGGCUAAGCAAGUGCUGAGGUAUUUACAGGGUACUUAUAACAGAUUCUUAAAGUUUGUUCAGGGAUCUCAGCUGAAACUAGUGGGAUAUUGUGCACCAGAAGCACAAGCGAACUCACACCUCAACACUGCAAGAAGCUGGAGAGAUGAUGAAAUCCGUUUCUGGGUACCUUCAAGGCACUGUUCAAUCAGUGCAGAUAUUACUGGGCACCAGCAAGGAGACCAAUGGACCUGAAGGAACUGUUGCAAGCAAGACAAUCAGGUCUGUUAACAUGAUAAAUCAGGGACUGGCAAGGUUACAGAGCAACAUCGCAAAAAUAAAUCCAGAACUUACAGUUAAGCCUGAAGCUCUCCUCACCGUGAAAGUCGAGAGCCUCCUAGCAGUUUCCCAUUUCAAACAUCAAAUAUGUAAGCAGUUACACUACGCCAGGGAUUUUGAGACUACAGCCCUGGAAUCAGCAAAAAGAAUGACGCAGUGGUCCUCUUUUUACUUCACACACCCAACAUCGUAUUAUCCUGCAACCUCGACACAAAUUCACUUUCAAGAUUUUCCAAGGAUGACCCAACAAAACCUGCCUGUCAUGAGUUCAGCUAACCAAGAUCUGAUGAGAAACUGGGCAAACACACACGGUAACUGUAUUAGACAAUGCACCAUCCGACAAGAAACCACCAAGUAUAAGGCUGGCACUCUUCCUCUGAACAUGUAUCAGACUGCUAUCCACCGGGGAGAAUGGCUAGAGUUUGCACCAGUUAAAAGAGUAGAACCCGAAUUUUUAAAGGAAGAGGGAAGAAAAGGCGCGCCUACAUCGGGGGACCCAGGAGACGAUCAGCUCUCCGAAUAUGAUGACAACUCCUCCGACAACGACUCUGAUAAUUUUGGAGUGGAGGAAGAUGGUGCCACUCGUGAUAUGCAGAACGAGGAACUCGGUUGCCUUUUUGCAUCAUGCAGAAUGCAACGUGAAGGAAUAGUGAAAAAACAAACAAGGCUUUGCUUUGGACGUAAUUUUUCAAAAUGAAACGGUAUGUAACUUUUGUUUAAGGAAAAACGUUUUCCUUUUUUUCCAUGAAACGUGAAAUGCCUAUUUUAUUUUUCGUGAAUUGUGAAAGGACCGUUUUAUUUUUCGUGAAACGUGAUCUAGACCCCCCCUUCCUUUACACCCUGCUGAGUGGCAUCUCCAAAGCUUAUGAUGUCUAUUUUUGGCUGGGGAUGGCAGACUCAACAAAUGGAAGACAAGGUGAUUAAUAUGGUUGAGAUCAAGUCGUCAAGAAAUUUGUUACAAUUUUGUGCCUUAGCAUUUUGUAUUACAUGAACUUCAUUUCUAUCUCUGUUUGCAAUUGUAUUUACCAAGUGAAAAAUAGAACAAAUAACUAUUCAGAUUGUAAGUACAUAAAUUUAUGUUAAAUAAGACAUGUAAAACUGUACAUGUAUGGCUGCCAUUUUUAGUUAAAGAGAGGUGAUCGAAAGAGGGGUUUUUGUGUCUUAUCUAGGGUACAACAUAUAAUCUUUUGUUGAGGAAUUUUUCUAAUCUCACCUGCGAGGCAAUCCACAAGAACUGGAUUCAGAGGUGCUGUUGAGGGGACAACAACAAACACCUCACAAUUCUUAUUGUGGUCCCCAAAUUUUUGUUUCAUUGCAAAGAAAUACAAAAUCGUCCAUAUCAAAGGUACAUGUAUCAUGUAGUGAUAAACUUCCAAAUUAUCUAUAAACUAAUAAUGGUCAUUGCCUAACUAUCAGUGCAUAUUAAGUAGUCGAGUCUAUGGUCAAUUAAGCGUUUGAUCACGUUGAAGAACUCCGUUAUUAUUUCUUUUUUUCAUUUAUAUAAAAUCAAUUUUUUUAGUGCAUAGAAACUGUAGACAAAAGCGAUGGAUUGUCUUACUGAUCAAAAGCUUGCACCUUCAAAAAAUAUACAUUAUAAAGAAUAUAGGUAAAUUGGAAACUAGUCAAAGGGCAACCAGGUGACGUGGCAUCUUGAUUAAUGUAAUAAAUCACUACAUGUAUAUAAAUUAAUUGACAUUUUGAACUGUUUUCUUCACAGACCAUGACUAGCUUAUAAUAUUUUCUGCAACUAAACAGCAUAGUUUACACGUCAUUUUAAUUUCCUCCAAAACAACUUAUUACAUAAACAUCAGGAAAUGUAAUUUCACGACCACAGUGAAUUAACAAGAGAAUCCAGUAAAGAAAGGAUGAUAAGGAUUGUAAGUCAGUUUCCUUUAUGCAAUUACAGGGCAGUCCCUUGAAGAUAUCAGAGGAAUGACAGAAGCAACAGAGAGGGGAGAGGCAGCCCUGGUCUCAUUAAGAUCUGACCGGUUUGUUGAUGAUCAUUGUUAGUGUCGUUAUUAUUGUUAUUGUUCUAAUUAUCUGUGACAGUGUCAAAAGCUCAAGUUUACAAACAUACAUGUACAUCUAGUAAGAAGAUGUAAUGGUUGGUACAGCUAUAGUCACUGGAGAAGUUUGAUUCCAUUUACAACCCAGAGUUAAUGAUAUUUGUCAAGAGUAAUUUUUAUCUCAUCCUUAUGACAGCUGUGACAGCAAAUAUCAGAGGAGAGACCUUCUCCUGCAACAGAAGAUGGAACUGGACGAAUCGAUGAGAAGGGACAGAGAAUAA
Molecule: messenger RNA, 5177 nt
Organism: Porites evermanni
Lineage: Eukaryota; Metazoa; Cnidaria; Anthozoa; Scleractinia; Poritidae
Source: the annotation of a GenBank genome assembly